AUGAUAUGUGGCGGUGGGUUGGUGAGGGACUUUUGUGGCCGUUGGCUUAGGGGCUUCGCUGCGUCGUUUGGGAAGACUUCUGUCCUAGUGGCUGAGCUCUGGUCCAUCCAUGAAGGCCUCAAAUUAGUCCGUAGCUCUGGCUUUACUCAUGUCCUAAAAGCAUCUUUUGCUUCUAUUCUACCUGUUGGUGUUCAUGAGCUGGAUAUUGAUCCCUCGGGUAUCAUUCCUUGGAUUGUGCAUCGCUUAUGCUCGUGGUUGUGCGAGAGGAAACAUGAAAGGAUGAAAAAUAGGUGGAGGAAAAACCUUGGAAGGGUGGGUGGAUAUUUUGUGCCCAAAUUUCCACACAUUUGUCUUGGACUUAGAUGUCGAUUGUUGACCUUUGAUUCGGAUGCUUUCUGUUGA
Molecule: messenger RNA, 402 nt
Organism: Hevea brasiliensis (rubber tree)
Lineage: Eukaryota; Viridiplantae; Streptophyta; Magnoliopsida; Malpighiales; Euphorbiaceae
Exons: 3
Coding region: 1-402 (133 amino acids)
Source: RefSeq, a predicted model, not a curated record